AUGACUAAGAAAAGACUAGCAAUUAUUGGUGGUGGACCUGGUGGGUUAGCUGCCGCAAGGGUAUUUCUUGCCAAUGCACCUGGUGAAUUUGAUAUCGAUUUAUUUACUAACGAUGUCAAUGUUGGUGGGAUCUGGUAUUUCCCUCAUGGGGAUAGCAGACCUAGUAGAGUCAUGUACGAUCACUUAGAGACCAAUAUACCAAAACAUGUCAUGCAAUACAAAGGUGUCCCAUUCCCUCCUCAUUGGUUUAAAUAUCCAAGAAGACAUGAAGUUUGGGUAUAUUUGAAAAGAUACUAUAAUGAAUUCAUUAGAGAUGUCGAAGAUGUUAAAGUACAUCUCUCUAGCGAAAUUGUUAAUGUCAAUAAACAGAACUCACAAUGGUCUCUUGAGGUCAUCGACCAUUCUAAUGAAGAUACCCACAGAGUAGAAGAAUUUGAUUAUGUUAUUGCCGCCACAGGUCAUUUUUCAACACCAAGGAUUCCAUCCAAUGUUCCAGGUUUGGAUGAAUGGUUUACACAAAAGGAUGCAUUCCAUUCAAGAAAUUUCUACGACUGUGAAUUUAUUAAGGGGAAGCGUGUCGUAGUAAUCGGUGAUGGUAGUUCAGGUCAAGAUAUCGUAAAUCAAUGUGCGUCUGUAGCCGAGAAAGUAUUUCAAAGUGUUGCAUCGGGCAAAGAUGACAAGAGAUAUUACGACAACGACCCUACCAUUGAAGUAGUUAAUAAAAUCAAAAGUGUCAAUUGGAAGGAGAGAACUGUAACCCUUGAGGAUGGUAUUGUUCUAAGUAAGAUAGACAAGUUAGUUUAUGCUACUGGGUUUCUUUACGAUCUAAGUAUCUUUGACUCGAAAUUGAGACAAGAUCUAUUGAUUACUGAUAGUUCUAUUGGGAAUACUACUACUACUUCACAUGUGAAUAAUUUAUGGGAACAAAUAUUUUACACAAAGGAUAGUACUUUGGCAUUUUCUUUGUUACCGCAACUUGUUGUGCCAUUCCCAUUGGCAGAAUUGCAAGCCAGUUUGAUAGUAAAAGCAUUUACAGGUAAAUUACAAGUCCCUAACCAAAGUGACUCUACAUUCGAUCAUCUACCUUCUGGACACAACAUCCCAGCCGAGAAAGAGAUCGAGUACUAUCAUGAAUUACUCUCGAUUUUAGCUGACGUCUCAGAUCCAACCAAUCCGGAUAAGUUCCAACCAGAAGCCUGGGACGAAGACAAAGUAAAGGAAAGAUCCAUUACCGCCCAGGAGAAAUACGAAAGAAAUAUUCAAUUGAAUAAAUACUCUCAAGAGGCACGUUCGAAGGGCAACCAAUAUGAACUAAUUCAAUUUAUCAAUGGCCCACCUCCAAAGGGAGUGGAAGCACCAUACCCAUGA
This is a messenger RNA of Maudiozyma saulgeensis, 1368 nucleotides long. The record is from the annotation of a GenBank genome assembly. Lineage: Eukaryota; Fungi; Ascomycota; Saccharomycetes; Saccharomycetales; Saccharomycetaceae.